Prorocentrum cordatum is the source of this 906-nucleotide messenger RNA. Lineage: Eukaryota; Dinophyceae; Prorocentrales; Prorocentraceae. The record is from the annotation of a GenBank genome assembly.
AUGUUCCUCUUUGCCGUUAUGGUAUUCGCUGCAGGCGCUCCCAUCUUGCGGCGACCACUGAGGCUGCGGUUGCUGUGGAACACGUUCGGCUUUCUCGACUAUGUCCAGAACUUGCGUCGGCGACGCCCCUGGCUACAUCUCUCUGGCGCGAGCGUGCUGCUGGUCGCAGUGCUCCUGAGAUAUGUGAGAUGUCUCGGGGAACGGGUCUUCCUGCCCCUGUUGUUCUUCCUCCUAGCGCUGUUCACCAUCCCGUUCGUGCCCUGGCCGAGGCAGCUGAUGAAGCCGUUCUGCGUGAGCAUGUAUGCGAUGUCGCGGCCGCUGCUGAUGGUGGCGUUCAUGCUCCUCGUUCUGGUGCUCUCGAUCCGCAUGGUGAUCGAGAUGCGCAGCACGAUCCUCGACUGUGUCUUCAGGGUGGUGCGGCUGCUGAUCCACGCACUGGUGCCGACGACCCUGGUGCUCUUCUUGUGGACGGACUUCUCGGUGCUCGUCUGCAGGAUGCGCGCGUGGUACCUCUUCAUGCGGACGCCGUUCAAGACUCAGGCUCUCGUGUGCGGCCCGCUGUUCCUGCUGGCGUGGUGCUCUCCGACGGCCCGCUGGAGGUCGCCGCUGUCCCAGGUGGCGCUCCUGUUGCUCGGCAGCCAGACGUGCAAGUGGAUGAUUUCCAUGCUGGCGGUGCUCAACCUGUCCCGCCGGAUGGCUGUGUUGACGUUCCCGCACCUGACGAGCGACCUCGUGACGUUCUGUUUUGCUGCUGCGACGAUCCUGCGUACGCCGCCCCCCCAGCCCGCCUGGCCCUUCACGUCGGCGCUGCGCUACCGUGUGGUGGAGGUGCUUCGUGUCGUGGCUAUCCCGAUCAUGCAGAUGGUGUGCUCCGCCCUGAUCUUGCUGCGACGCAGGCAGACAUUU